AUUCCAGUGGUCAGACCGUGAGCGUGUAUAGAAUAUAACGUCGACCGUUGUUUUCAAAGCUCAAAAGAUCUAUACACCUGAGUGGCUUGGCUAUUGUUCACAGGAAAGUGACCUAACAUCAACAGGCUAACGGGAGCAAAUAUGGCCUCCAUUAUUUCCAACGCGGUUGUGGAUUUCUCGCUGGGCGUGUACAAACUGUCGGCGGUGGGCGGAGAGAACUUGUUCAUGUCUCCGAGCAGCGUGUACGCCGUGAUGGCCAUGAUCCAGGCAGGGGCAGGGGCGGCAACUCUCGAACAGAUGACCGCUGCCCUCAAACUUACCGGUCAUAACAGGAAAACACAGCUACAGCUGCUGAAAGAGUUCAACACAGCUAUGAUGGCGGGUAGCAGGGACGUUAUUCUGACUACCGCCAACAAGCUAUACCCAAAUGCGGACCGCAAGGUCGUCGAAGAGUAUAUCAAAGUUUUGUCUGAAUCGUUUAAAUCUGAGAUUACACCCAUGGCUUUUAGCACAAAACCAGAAGAGUGUCGUAAAGAGAUAAAUGACUGGGUCGAGAAACAAACAAAUAAGAAGAUCAAAGACGUUUUACCGGAUGGGUCCAUAACUUCCCAAACAGGGAUGGUCGUUGUUAAUGCGAUCUACUUUAAAGGAGAAUGGGCCGAUAAAUUUGAACCACGGUCUACAACUAAGACUGACUUCCAUCCGAGCGCCAGCAGCAAGGUGCAGGUCGAUAUGAUGAAAGAGAGGAUGGACUACGCUAAGUACGGUGAGAGCAAGGAGAUGAAGUGUAAGGUGCUCCAGCUGCCCUACCAAGGCAAGGAGAUCGGCAUGGUCCUGUUUCUGCCUCAUGAAGUUGAGGGAUUAAGCAAACUCGAGCAAGCUCUGACUCGUGAACAUCUGGAAAAGAUCUUAGCUGAAUCAAAAUCUGAGACUGUUGACGUUUAUCUUCCAAAGUUCAAAAUGGAGACUCAACUAACUUUGAAGGAGACUCUUCAAAAGUUAGGGAUGGUGGAUUUGUUCAACAUGGCGAAGGCGGACCUUUCUGGAAUCGGAGAGCAGCUUUUUGUGUCCGAAGUAUACCACAAGGCGUUCGUGGCCGUGGACGAGAACGGGACGGAGGCGGCGGCGGCCACCGCGGCCAUUAUGUUGCUAGGUUGCAUGAUUCCAAACCGCGUCAUGGAAUUCAAGGCCGAUCACCCAUUCAUGUUUAUGAUCUGGGAUUACCGUAUUCGUGUGCCAUUGUUCAUUGGAAGAGUGAUACAACCGUAGCUGCCCAACACGGAUGUGGUUCACUGGGUGUUCGUCUCUUAAACACUAUAAUGCUUAUGUACAUGUACUAUUAGUGUUUUGCGAUACAUUUCCCAUCAUACUCAAAUAUCAAAAUAAGGUCCAUGGCAUGAUCGAUGUUUAUAUUGUAUUAUGAUGUAUUAUUCGUUAAGAAGUUGUUGAAAUGUUAUCAUGUUUUUACUUUGAGUUCAGCCUUGUCGAAAUGUCUAUUGUACAGAUACUCAAUUUGCUUCUAUCUAUUCACUGUAUAUCAUUUUUAAAUUAUAAUAAAAUUGUAUUACUAGUA
Mya arenaria is the source of this 1573-nucleotide messenger RNA. RefSeq names its product serpin B4-like. Bases 142 to 1269 code for a protein of 375 amino acids. Lineage: Eukaryota; Metazoa; Mollusca; Bivalvia; Myida; Myidae. The transcript has 2 exons. Gene Ontology annotation, molecular function: serine-type endopeptidase inhibitor activity. The record is from RefSeq and is a predicted model, not a curated record.